Nelumbo nucifera (sacred lotus) is the source of this 534-nucleotide messenger RNA. RefSeq lists its product as uncharacterized. NCBI's taxonomy places the organism in Eukaryota, Viridiplantae, Streptophyta, Magnoliopsida, Proteales, Nelumbonaceae. The record is from RefSeq and is a predicted model, not a curated record.
AUGGUUAUUGGUUGUCUAUCAGGCAUUGAAAUAUUAACUAGUACAAACUUUAACAAGUGGAAAGACCAGAUUAUGAUUGUUCUAGGGUGCAUGGAUUUGGAUCUUGCAAUUAGAACAGACAAACCCACUGAAAUCACUAGUGCCAGUACUGGUGAGCAAAAGGCACUUUAUGAAAAGUGGGAACGUUCUAAUUGCACGAGUCUCAUGAUCAUAAGGAGCACCAUUUCUAUUGCAAUCCGUGGUGCAAUUCCUGAAAAGGAAAGCACAAUGGAUUAUUUGAAGGUAGUAGAAAAACACUUUAUUGGCUCAACAAAAACAUUGGCAAGUACCCUCAUGAUCGAAAUGAUCACCAUGAAAUAUGAUGGUCGCAGUGGGAUACAUGAGCACAUUAUGAAAAUGCGUGACAUGGCGAACAAACUAAAUGGAAUGGAUAUGGAAAUAUCCGAAGGUUUCCUUGUGCACUUCAUUAUGACUUUUCUUCCUGCACAAUUUGGUGCCUUUAAGAUCAACUAUAAUACGCAGAAAGAGAAAUGA